AUGCGGAGGUGUGCCAAAAUCCCAAGCGACGGGGUCAGGGGUUGGCGACGCGUCAUCCAACAUUCACUAAGUGCAUCUCCCGAUCCGAUCACCAUGUCAACGGCCCCGCUCUUACUUUCUGCGCGCUGGCACGGUCAUACAGCCGAUGUCCGUGCCAUCGCCUCUUAUGCAUUGGCUGACGGAACAGACUUAAUCCUAUCCGGCUCCCGCGAUCAAUGUGCGCGCUUGUGGGUUCGACUUUCGGACGGCUCAUUGUCGGACGUGCAUGUACUGGACAAUGGCAGCGGAUUCGUCAAUGCCGUCGCAUUUUUCGAGCAGGACGGCACUCUCUACGCUCUCUCGGCUGGCCAAGACACACUUAUUCAUGCCUUUCGUGUUGAUGCUCAUGGUUCCAGCGUGUCUGUGAGUACGACGCCGCAGUUCUCUCUUUUGGGCCAUUCAUCAAACGUAUGCUCCCUUCGCACAUACAAGUCUGAUUAUAUCGUCAGCGGAAGUUGGGACUCUACCGUCAAAGUUUGGAAGCAUUGGAACUGUGUUGCAACACUCUCCGGCCAUACACACUCCGUGUGGUCUGUGCUCCCUAUUGAUGACGAUCGCAUCUUGUCGGCCUCAGCUGACAAGACUGUUUGCUUGUGGUCACUCUCAUCCCCCCAAGAACCAAUCUACAAAUACGAAGGAGCUACGCAGGCUGUGCGUGAUCUUGCACGUUUAAAUGACGCCUCGUUUGUCUGUGCUGGCAACGAUGGUCAGCUUCGUGUGCUUCCUAUUCUGGGUGGCACCGCUGCCCCUCGUACUAUUGCAACUCUCCCAUCCUUUGUUUAUGCGCUCUGUUGCACAAGUACGGAACACAUUGGCGAAAGUAGUCUUAUUAGCUGCGGUGAGGACCGCUGCUUCCGUGUCUGGAGGCAGAACACCCUGUCACAGCUGGUACCGAUACCAGCUCUGUCUGUCUGGUGCGUAUGCACUCUGUCGAACGGCGAUGUCGCUUGUGGUGCUAGUGAUGGUCUUGUGUCCAUCUUCACUCGCGAUGAUGGACGGGCUGCCCCUGCUGAUGUCGCCCGUGCAUUUGCUGACGAGCUUGCCACACAAUCACUCAGCGCGCCAGAAGUGCAGGGUGUUGCUGUGAAGGAGGAUCGUGCAGCUCUUCAUCAGCCUGGCAGGCAUGAAGGCGAUGUGUGCGUGGUUCGCGAAGGGUCCAAAUCUUCCCGCUUCCAUUGGAGUGUUUUCAAGCAACAAUGGAUCCACACAGGCAUCGUCACCGAGGGCGCUGCGUCAUCCUCCAAGACCGAAUUUCAAGGCAAGCUUUAUGACUAUGUAUUUGAUGUCGAUAUUGCGGAUGGAGUACCACCUCUUAAGCUGCCUUACAAUGUGACGGAAAAUACUUACGUCGCUGCAUCGCGAUUCCUCGAGCAGAACAAUUUGCCCGCCUCUUUUCUCGACCAGGUCGUGCGCUUUUUAGAAAAAAAUACCCAAGCAGUCGGUCUCUCGUCCCGAGAUCAAGCUGCUGAUGCAGUCGAUCCUUACACGGGCGGUUCUCGGUACAUUCCUGGCUCUUCCAACGGUCCUUCGCCCUCUGCGCCUGCGCCAACCUCUCUGAAGACGUUGCCACAAACACAGUACCUUUCAUUCUCUCACACGCAACUUGAUGCCGCCCAUGCCAAGCUCCGGUCGUUUAGCACAAGCGUACCUGGUGCCACACUCACAGACGAUGAUGCCCAAGACAUCUCUAAGCUUGUUGCUGCGCUCGGCUCAGGCUCAGGCGUCAUGAAUGUCGAUGUACUCAGUAAACUCCUUCACACUUGGCCCGUCUCUGCGCGGUUUCCUCUUCUCGAUUUGCUCCGCGCAGCCGCUUUGCACCCAUGCACGCAACCAUUCCCAUCGAUCGUUAGCGAUGCCCUUGUCGGAGCUGACUGGGACGCACUUGAUGCACCAGGCAUCGAUGCUAAGGUUGCAUCAGCUAAUGCAAUGCUUGCUCUUCGCACACUUGCAAAUGGCUUUGUGACACCUAAUGGCCCUGCAACGAUGGAUGCACUUGCUCUCGAGGCGCUUGCGACGUUGCGCCAUCCGCCAUGGCAUAUAUUGAAUCGGCCAGGACAAACUGCUCUGGCAACUGUCGCACUAAACUAUUCGAUUCGUGCUGUCACUCAGCCCAAGUUUGAGCAAGCAAGUCUCUUGCUUGAUUUGAUUGCAGAUGUACGUUCAUUUCCGCUUUGUCGCAUACUUACCAUCGCCUUUUUUCAAGAUUCUUUCUCAGCCCGCAGAAGGCGAAUGUGUGUAUCGAGCACUCGUGGCUUUGGGUAA
Messenger RNA from Malassezia globosa CBS 7966, 2301 nucleotides. RefSeq lists its product as uncharacterized. The coding region runs from base 1 to 2301 and encodes 766 amino acids. Gene Ontology annotation, cellular component: cytoplasm; nucleus. The record is from RefSeq and is a predicted model, not a curated record. Gene Ontology annotation, biological process: proteasome-mediated ubiquitin-dependent protein catabolic process; ubiquitin recycling. The transcript has a single exon. Lineage: Eukaryota; Fungi; Basidiomycota; Malasseziomycetes; Malasseziales; Malasseziaceae. Gene Ontology annotation, molecular function: ubiquitin binding.